This is a messenger RNA of Dermochelys coriacea (leatherback sea turtle), 1178 nucleotides long. RefSeq lists its product as uncharacterized. The transcript has 8 exons. Bases 1 to 636 code for a protein of 211 amino acids. Lineage: Eukaryota; Metazoa; Chordata; Testudines; Dermochelyidae. The record is from RefSeq and is a predicted model, not a curated record.
AUGACCCUCCCCUCAUGCUCACACAAGGCCCGAAAAGCAGCUGAGCCACCAUGGUUCUACUCUGCUGGAAGAAAAGAUAUCUUUGUAGGUCGAGAUGUUGACCUUCAAGAUUCAUCCCUAGGGAAAUAUGGGUCUGUAAUGAGAACAGACACAGAGCACAGGUACGGAGAAAGUUUAGGACACAUUCAGAAGGAAAAAUCUUUCAGGAAGACAAAACCAACACCUCUGAGAUCUAUGAGUGAACCUGGGAUUAGAGCUGUGGGUUCAGAGAAGUGGACCCUGGUGACGCCGGUGCCACAUUUGAAGUGCCACUGUUACACCCAUAGGAUAUCCGCUCCAAUUCUGUCUAAGGAAGAGAUACAGGCUGUAGAGAGAGAGAAAAAAGAUCUCCAGUACCAGAUGCUCACUUUGGAUACACGAGUAAUGUGGAAUCUGAAGUGGAAGAUGGAUGUUUACCUGCCCGGUUACAAGAAGCGAGUGGCCGCUGUAUCCACAUCAGCCGCCCCAACGCCUGUGCAGAUGACAGCCCCAAGAACAGCCUCCCGCAUCAAUGUGUUUGAAAGGCUAUCAACACCCGGAAGAAGGUCACCUUCCCCUUGUCAUGCUGCAGUGUGCAAUGCUUUCAAACGGGGGUAGCUACAAGGGAAGGAUGGGGGAGCUCCAGUGUUCCAAACUCCAGCCAGGCCAGGAAGAUGAAGGAAAGCAAAACAAAGAAACGCAGAGAGACAUGGGUGCAAAAGUAGCACGUCGUGAAGGAGACCAGUAUGCCUUUCAGGCAGGCAAACAAUACUACAACUCCUCCUUGCCUGCUUCCCAGUCCCUGCCUUGCCAAGAGAACGCAUUGGUAUGGAGGUCUGAGAAAUGAGGAACAUUUCCAUUCUGCAGGAGUAAAAGGUUUUCUUUGUUCUAAUUCCUCUGAUCUACUCCUUGCAAUGCCCUCACAUGGGGCACUACAACAUUUGCCUUAUAUAACAAGGACAAAAGCAGAUUGCUCUGGGAAUAGCUGAAAAGAAACCAUGUUUUCUUCCCUUGUUGCAACGGUCUUGUUUACUAGCUGGUGCUGCACAGGAUCCAGUUCAGACAGAUUUUCUUUGCAUAGUAAUAAUAAAGGCUUUAAAAAAAUAGCAGCCAUAAUGAAUGUGAAGUUGUUUGAGUCGGGGGAUGAUGUAUCACGGAAA